CUCCCUGUGCACGCGGUGCGCGCUCCCGGGCAGUGCUCUCAGUGUUCGCUGAGUGAGCGGACGGACGGUCCGGGCGGUGGGGGGAUAUGGCGGCGGCUCGGGUGGAAUACAUCGCUCCCUGGUGGGUUUAUUGGCUGCACGAACUGCCCCACCUGGACCUCACCUUCCAACCCCGGGGCAACGACUUCCAACCCCGGGACCCGGGCUACCAGCAGACAUUGCUGUUCUGGGCGUUGGCAUUUGCUCUUUGUGCCGCCAUCAACCUCCUCUUCCUGACAGUCUGUCUGGUCUGUUUCUGCUGCUGCAAGAAAGACGAACAGACUGAGACCAAGAAUAUCAGCUCCUGCUGCAUUACGUGGACGGCCGCCAUCUCUGGCCUGCUCUGCUGUGCUGCGGUGGGAAUUGGCUUCUAUGGCAACAGUGAGACAAACGAUGGAGUGUAUCAACUGACCUACUCCCUGGACAACGCUAACCAUACGCUUGCCGGAAUCGAUUCUCUGGUUUCGGGCACCAGCUUUAAGAUGAAGGAAGGUUUGGACGAGCACUUGUUGCGCCUAAGUGAGAUCUUUGCGGUGAAAGGCGAUUAUGUGCAGAGUUUGCGAAUAAUGCAAAGAAUGGCUGGGAAUAUCAUUCAGCAGCUCUCCAGCUUGCCCAACUGGCAGGGAACCAGCAUUAACCUCUCUCAGAUUGCCCGGGAGGCCAGCGUCAUCGAAUAUUACAGGUGGCUGUCUUAUCUGUUUCUUUUUAUCUUUGAUCUGGUUAUCUGUCUUGUUACCUGUUUGGGACUGGCCAAGCGAUCCAAGUAUCUCCUCAUCACUAUGCUGUGCUUUGGUCUCAUGACUGUAACGAUGAGCUGGGCAUCUCUGGCACUCGAUGCUGCUUCCUCAGUGGGAACCGGUGAUUUCUGUGCAGCUCCCGACAAGUUUAUAAUGAACAUGACGCAGGAUCGAGUCACCGCAGAAGUCGUUCAUUACUAUCUCUACUGCAGCCAGACUCUGAGGAACCCAUUCCAACAGGCUCUCACAAGUUUCCAAAGAUCACUUUCUACAAUGCAAAUUCAGAUUCAAGGUUUACUCCAAUUUGCGGUACCCAUAUUUCCCACCGCACAGAAAGAUCUCCUGGGAAUACAACUUCUUCUAAACACAUCGGAGUCCAACCUACACCAAAUCACUGCGUUGCUGGACUGCCGAGGACUUCAUAAGGACUACCUGGAGGCCCUGAUAGGUGUCUGCUAUGAUGGCGUGGAAGGACUCCUUUACCUGGCACUGUUCUCUCUCAUGGCAGCGUUGGCGUUUACCGCCAUGGUGUGUGCGGUGCCCCGAGCGUGGAAGCUACUGGCAGCCAGGGAUCGAGAAUAUAACGACAUUGAUGAAGAAGACCCUUUCAAUCCACAAGCUCAACGCAUUGCAGUGCACAACCCCAACCGUGCUCAACUCAGGAGCUUCUGCAGCUACAGCAGUAGCCUGGGCAGCCAAGCCAGUCUUCAUCCGCCCACCCAGGCCGUCUCAAACGCACCCGUCGCGGAAUACAUGAAUCAGGCGGCUCUGUUUGGGGGUAACCCUCGAUAUGAAAAUGUUCCUCUGAUUGGCAGAGGUUCCCCUCCACCAACGUACUCGCCAAGUAUGAGAGCCACAUAUCUCUCGGUGACCGAAGAGCCAUCAAGUAUUUAUGGGAACGAGUUUCCAGCCUAAUCCUGGCACCCCCCUGUUAUCCACAGGCCGGACAGGUCGUGUCCCGCAACCAUAACUGCUGUAGUGAACCUAUCAGCAGGAGACGUAACGGAUGAUUCAUGGGGCGAGCCAUGACAAGUGUCUACGUCAAAAAAACAA
Messenger RNA from Pelobates fuscus (common spadefoot toad), 1829 nucleotides. It is a transcript of the gene TTYH2, whose product is annotated as tweety family member 2. Gene Ontology annotation, molecular function: volume-sensitive chloride channel activity; intracellularly calcium-gated chloride channel activity. The record is from RefSeq and is a predicted model, not a curated record. The coding region runs from base 87 to 1691 and encodes 534 amino acids. Gene Ontology annotation, cellular component: plasma membrane. The transcript has 14 exons. Lineage: Eukaryota; Metazoa; Chordata; Amphibia; Anura; Pelobatidae.